This is a messenger RNA of Ylistrum balloti, 1324 nucleotides long. Its product is annotated as protein O-mannose kinase-like. Gene Ontology annotation, cellular component: endoplasmic reticulum membrane. Lineage: Eukaryota; Metazoa; Mollusca; Bivalvia; Pectinida; Pectinidae. The record is from RefSeq and is a predicted model, not a curated record. The transcript is spliced from 2 exons. Gene Ontology annotation, molecular function: carbohydrate kinase activity; ATP binding; protein kinase activity. Gene Ontology annotation, biological process: protein O-linked glycosylation; protein phosphorylation; carbohydrate phosphorylation. The annotation marks the transcript as partial.
AAUGGAAUGUGGUUGAAGAUACUUGAGUAUGUGAUCCUUCCUUCUAUCAUAGCAUGGCUUACAAGAAUCUGUUGGCCCUUAAUCUGGAGAGUAGAAGGCAAAGGUCAAAUUUUCUGCAAUGUCUACGGAGAAAAGGGGCCUGGAAAAGUGUGCCGCCUGAUCUGUCCUGGUGGAUACUUCCAUUUGUCAACAAUGCAUGAACAAUGUUAUCCCUGGCUUACAUGUCAGGACCUCAAGGAUGACAUUAUAAAGGUCAAGACUAUUGGAGCUGGAGCAGUGAAACAGGUUUCAUUAGCAACAUGGAACGGUCAUAUGAUAGCGAUGAAUGAACCAAUCACAGAUUUGUAUCUAGAAGACUACAGGUAUGGACUGGAAAUGCUGAAACAACUUCAAGGUCAUCUUGAGGUCGUGCAGUUUGUAGGGUUUUGCAAUGACACAUAUUUUACAGAAUAUUACAAAUUUGGUUCCGCUGACCAGCUGGAAAAUAUUCUCCGUGACCACCCCUCUGUAUUCCAGAAUACUAUGGCAAGAAGAUUUAGUCUGUGUGUGAAUUACGUCCAGAUUCUAAAUUUUCUACACACACACAGACUUGGAACCUUUGUCAUGUGUGAUUCAAAUGAUCUUGACAAAACCUUGAAGCAGUUUCUUAUCACAGACAAUUUAACACUGGUACUCAAUGAUGUAGAUUCCAUAGCUAAGGUCAAUCAUUCUGCAGGUGAACUCAUCAAAUGUGGUCAUCGUCAACUUGGGGGAGAAUUUGUUGCACCAGAACAAUUAUGGCCUUUUGAUACUGAGUUCAAAGAUGAAGCUAUGCCACACUAUGAUGAGAAAUCAGAUAUAUGGAAAAUUCCUGAUGUCUGUAAUAAUUUCAUUGAUGGAAAUAGUGAUGCUCUGAAAGUCAAAAUGGAUUUGUUCAGAAUCCAUUCUGCUUGUAAAGAAGAGCAGGCAUCACACAGACCAACAGCAGCAGAUAUUUUACAGGACUAUGAACAUGUGUGGAAUAGCAUCAGUAAAUCAAAUGAUUGACUUUCACUUUGCUCCAAUUUGACCAUUUUUUUCAUCAGUUGUUCUUUUGUGAAAUUUCUAAUCUCUACACCAUUUCACAGUUUUUGCUCUCUGUAAUUUUAACCUGAUCAUUAGGACUAUACUGUACUGUAAACCAAUCUCUGAACUUCUUUUGAGAGAUAAAAUUCAAAAGACAUUCAAGAAUAUUGUAAGUCCCAAUGGUCAAUCAAGGUUAUAGACAAAAGAUGAAAGUCAGUUUACACUACAGUUUAUUGCUUUGUAGUUUUGAUGGAUAAACAAUAAAAGGAGAAAGUAGAAA